CCGCAAUGAUUUGGUUUGAAUCAAUAGGGGCCUAUCUAUUAUCUAAAUGUACGUAAGAGACAAGACUAGAAUCCGUGACAACACACAAACGAUUUAUCUACUGAGCUUAUGUAAAUAAAAAACAAAAGGCUCAUUGAGGUUCAAAAUGGGAAACAAAUCAAGUAAAGAGAAAAGCAAACGUACCAUACAUACAGGUCAGCAACGUUUCAAAAUGGGAAACAAAUCAAGUAAAGAGAAAAGCAAACGUACCAUACAUACAGAUGAUGCUGUUAAGGGCGUGACAGAUGCCAAGUUCAAAAAGGAGAUAUUCAUGUCUUCUUUUAGUAACGAAAAAAAGAUUUCAAGAUGUAUUUCUUAUGUUCUUACAAGCUCCAGUGCCAGUGAUUUAGAUAGCAAUCUAGAAGAUUCCACCAAAAAGUCAAGCUACAAACGCUCAUCGUUUCGCAGACAUGAGAGUGUUACAAAAUAUUUGAAAGUUCUUAAUUGUUCUACUGUAUCACUGAACAUAUACGGUCGUAUCUUAGAUGACAGUGAUCAAAUCGAUUCGGGUUGUCAUGAAGUCCAGGUUUUAAAUACAGAUGACGUUCAAGAGAUUAAACACUCAUUUUUAACCUGUAAGAAAAACCCAGAUCAUCACCAGUUCAUUCCUGUGGAUAACUUCGAUUUAAAACAUCUGCCAUCUAGAUGUAGAGAUGAUGAUUGGUAUAACUUGAUCAAAGCUGCAUCAACUUUGAGUGUACGAUUAGCUGUAAAAUGUGUCAGCAAUCAAAGGCCGCCGUUUUGGCCGGACAAGCAGCGUCCUUACCCAUUUUAUGGUACGCCAGAUAAUAAUAGAGUUCGAUUUGGAAGUGGGGCAAUCGAGCAAGUGACCAAGUACAUCAGAAGUGAAAAUGACGUCUGUCCUUGUAAAGACUGUCGGUUUUCUGCAAGUCCAAAACAAUCCUGGGGACUGGUUCGAGUCAGUACUGCUACUCAUGUUGUAUUUGACGACCUGGAAGCCAAGCACACAACUUGCAGAUUAUUUUACGACAACGAGACUAGUCCUGGGGUUGAUCUUGAAGUCAUCAAAGUUGACACCAGUGACGUGACAAGCGACUCGUGUGUAAGCUGAUCUGUGUAUCAUGUGACAUGUCCUUAGUUACUCAACUAGAACAAAUGGUCGACGCUUUCAUAAGUUCCUGGGAAAAAGCAUUCGAUCACUACUAUGAAGAUGAGAUCUUUGCACAAGAGAAGCUUGCUGUGAUAGUGUCCCAUCCCCAUGGCUACCAUAAGCACAUUUCGAUAGGACAGUGGGAAGAGAAUUUUCUAGAAACGGGGAAUGAAACAGUUCUCAAAAGAUUUACAUAUGACACCCCAACAUGUCCUGGAAGCGCUGGGGCCUAUGUUUUAAUCCCUGACUUCAACAACUAAAAAUUAAGACCAAGCACUGUAGCAAUUAUAUGAUAUUUGGAUAGUUAAAUAUUCAUGAAAAAAAGAUGUUUUCUUUAUGACCAUGUAGAGCCUUACUUAUCUUAAUGUAUUUACUAUUUACUCCUGAAUGUUUUGUAUCACAAUAGGUUUUAACUAUUUGCAUC
Biomphalaria glabrata is the source of this 1574-nucleotide messenger RNA. RefSeq lists its product as uncharacterized. Bases 146 to 1111 code for a protein of 321 amino acids. The record is from RefSeq and is a predicted model, not a curated record. The transcript is spliced from 8 exons. NCBI's taxonomy places the organism in Eukaryota, Metazoa, Mollusca, Gastropoda, Planorbidae.